Asparagus officinalis (garden asparagus) is the source of this 1905-nucleotide messenger RNA. RefSeq names its product jasmonic acid-amido synthetase JAR1-like. The record is from RefSeq and is a predicted model, not a curated record. Gene Ontology annotation, cellular component: cytoplasm. The transcript has 4 exons. Gene Ontology annotation, molecular function: acid-amino acid ligase activity. The coding region runs from base 57 to 1763 and encodes 568 amino acids. NCBI's taxonomy places the organism in Eukaryota, Viridiplantae, Streptophyta, Magnoliopsida, Asparagales, Asparagaceae.
AAAAGAAGGGGGGAAAAAGGAUUCUUUCUUUAAGUUCUCUUGAUCAGAAAUUAGUCAUGGGAAAGACGAGGGUCUUCAACCUCGACAAAGUGGUCGAAGAAUUCGAGGAAGUGACAAAAAAUGCAGCUCAGGUUCAGAGAGAAACACUGAGAAAAAUUCUCGAACAAAAUGGCGAAGUUGAGUACUUGAGAAAUUUCGAUUUAAACGGAAGAACUGAUCCUGAAAGCUUCAAGUCUUGCGUCCCUCUCGUUACUCACGCAGACUUAGAGCCUUAUUUUCAGAGAAUUGUCGAUGGCGAUACUUCAAAGAUUCUCACUGAGAAACCCGUCACUGCUUUAUCAUUGAGUUCUGGUACUACUAAUGGGAGGUCCAAGUUUCUGAUAUUCAACGACGAAAUGUUACAGUCCUCAAUGCAGAUUUACCGAACAUCGUUUGCUUUCAUAAAUAGAGAAUACCCAAUCGGAGAAGGAAAAGCUCUCCAAUUCAUCUACAGCAGCAAACAAAUCAAAACAAAAGGAGGCCUCAUAGCCACGACAGGCACAACAAACAUAUACAAAAGCAAACAAUUCAAAAGCACGAUGAAAGAAAUCCAAUCUCAAUGUUGCAGUCCUGAAGAAGUUAUCUUUAGCCCAGACUUCGAUCAAGCAUUAUAUUGUCACUUGUUAUGCGGUCUUAUCUACUCCAACGAUGUACAAUACAUAGCUUCUGCAUUUGCUCACAGUAUAGUGCACGCAUUUCGAACCUUCGAGCAAAUUUGGGAAGAACUCUGCGAAAAUAUCAGAUACGGGGUUCUGUCUGAUAAAAUCACUGAUCAAUCUGUUCGUCUAUCGGUUUCGAAAAUAUUACACCCAAAUCCUGAAUUGGCUGAUACCAUUGAGCAAAAAUGUGCAGGUUUAAGUAAUUGGUAUGGGUUGAUUCCUGAGCUGUGGCCAAAUGCGAAAUAUGUAUACGGGAUCAUGACAGGAUCAAUGGAGCCAUAUGUUAGGAAAUUGAGGCAUUAUGCAAAAAAUUUACCGCUUUUGAGUGCAUAUUACGGGGCUUCAGAAGGAUGGAUUGCUGCUAAUGUUAAUCCUAGGAGGGAAAUUGAGUCGGUGGCUUAUGCAGUGUUUCCCAAUAUCAGUUAUUUUGAGUUCAUACCUGUUAUUGGAGAAAACGAGGAGACUGUUGGGCUCACCGAAGUGGAGAUUGGGAAGGAGUAUGAAGUUGUGAUCACUAGCUCUGCAGGCUUAUAUCGAUACAAACUCGGAGACAUCGUUAAGGUCACAGGUUUCCACAACUCGACACCAGAGCUCCAGUUCGUAUGCAGAAAAAACCUACUGUUAACCAUAAACAUCGACAAAAACACCGAAAAAGAUCUGCAAGCUGCAGUCGAAAAAUGCUCCCAACUCCUAUCAUCAGAAAAAAUCGAAGUAGUUGAUUUCACAAGCUACAUUGAUUUAUCUUCAGAGCCUGGGCACUACGUGAUCUUUUUAGAACUGAGCAGCGAUGUCGAGCAAGAAACAUUGAACGACUGCUGCGACUGUUUGGACGCGGCUUUUGUGGAUGUGGGCUACGUGGGCUCAAGGAAGGCCCAUGGAAUCGGGCCGUUAGAGCUUAGAGUAGUCAAAAGAGGAACUUUUGAGAGGAUUAUGGAGCAUUAUUUUGGGAAGGGCGCAACCGUGAGCCAGUUUAAGAUGCCAAGAUGCGUGAGAGAGUCUAAUGGCGAAGUGUUGGAGAUAUUGUGUGGUAAUGUUGUCAGGGGUUGUUUUAGUACCGCAUAUUGAUGAGGGGUGUCGUUGUAUUAAUUAAUUGUGUUUGUUUAAUGUUGUUAUAUAUGGUUGUGUUCGUAAAUGUAAUGAAUUAGCUAGGAUUGAGGGUUGAAGCAUGUUGUUGGUACUUUUUGAAAUGUGAAAGCGUAUUGGUGAA